AGUGACACCAGUGACACUGGAACAAGCCAUUGGUGGUUUGAAUGUUCGUUCUGAGGUGUACUGAGGUGUACUGUGGUGUAUUUUACCUUGGUGCCUUGGUGACGGGGUUGCUGAAGGUGCUCGUGUUCUUGCCCUGCUCUUUCCGCGCCAAGCUAGCGCCGUGGGCCAAUGGACCGCGGCUGGACAGUUGCAAACCCCAUCGUGCUUGCUCCCAGUGUCGCUAUUCACACUAUUCACGCUAUUCACGCUAUUCACGCUACGCACACUAACCUCCACCAACCUCCACUAAAAACAUCCACUAACUCUCAUUAACUCUCACCAACUCACACUAAAUUUAGUGACCUGAACGUUCUGGUUCGUCCCAUUGUGAGCUUGCAUCCAGCCACUUCGAGCCAACGACAUCUUCACCACAACUGGAGAAACACCACCACCACCACCACCACCACCAACACCACCAACACCACGUAUAGCUCUAAGCAACUAAACAACUGCGAUCGGGUAGGUACUUCUUUUCCCGCACAAACUAAUGAUUUCAAUUCCGGUAUGGCGGCCGUAUCUUCCAUCGUUCCUCCUUCAAGUGACGUGACCAAGCUCCACGGUAAGUCGCAGAAAACGGACGCUCGACGUUUACAGGUGAGACUAAGGUGAACUUAUGCUGUCUCCAUCGUGAAAGCCCUGCCUUAAAGAGCCCCUCUCCUCCUUGCUCUUUUUUCCUUUUCUCUCCUCAUUACUUUUAAUUCCAAUCCAUUGCCAGUCUUCAUCCAGUCCUCCGAGUAACUCCUUCGCUACGGUUACUCUCAUCACCUUCGUUGAUCCUCUUCAAGCUUCACUCGCGCUCAAGCAAUCACCCCAAGAAGCUCAUCAACAUGAAGACUACUUUCGCUCUUGCGGCUCUCGCCGUCUCUGCUGUGUCCGGACAGGCCCUCCAGCCUCGCUGGCCCCUCCAGCUUCGCUGGCCCGGUGAGGUCAAGACGACGAGCACCGUCACCGACUACACCACCACCUAUGUUACCGACUGCCCAGUGACAACCACCAAGACUGAGCAUGGCACCACCCAGGUCGUCACUUACACCACGACCUCGACUCGCACCAAGGUGAUCCACACCACCAUCCCAGUCACCAUCACGGAGCCCGACACGACCGCCACCACCACCGCGGUUACGACCCAGUACACCACCUCUCUGUGCCCAGUCACCAAGACCAUCACCGAGUCCGGCAAGGUCAUCACCGUGGUCUACACGUCCACCUCCAUCAUCCCCGUCAAGGUCCCCUCCACGGUCACCGAUAUUGUUACCGGCAAGCCAUCCACUGUGCCAGUGACUGAGAUCGACUUCAUCACGAAGACCAUUCCUUGCCCAUUCACUGUCACUUCGACUAUCAGCGGCAUCCCAGUGACUCUCACCAAGACCUCGUUCUCCACCAUCGUCACCAAGGUCCCAACUACCAUUGUUGACCACACAACCGCCGUCACCACCACCUUCCAGACCACCGAGGUCAUCACUACGACCACCUGCCCGGUCACCUUCAAGACCACCAUCUCGGCCAACUCCACCAUCGUCAUCCCCGUGACCAACACCAACACCAUCGUUGUCACCAAGACCCACGCCGUCACCGAGACCAACAUUCAGACUCUGACCUCCCACUCGGCCGAGACCAACAUCCAGACUCUGACCUCCCAGGCGGCCGAGACCACCAUCCAGUCUCUGACCUCCCACGCGGCCGAGACCAACAUCCAGACUCUGACAACUGUCACACAGCCAACCGUGCCUAAGCCAACUGUGCCUGAGCAAACAGUCCCUGUCGUCCCUGAGCAAACUGUCCCUGUCGUCCCUGUCGUCCCUGAGCAAACAGUCCCUGUCGUCCCUGAGCAAACUGUCCCUGUCGUCCCUGUCCCAACCACGAUGGUGCCUUCCAAGCCAUCUUCCAGCAGCCCUGAGGCAACCUCCGGCGGAUCUACUCCAGAGGUCACCCCAAUCCCAAGCACCACCCCAGCCCCCAACAACGCUGGCUCCAACAAGCCUGUCGCUGCGGCUUUCGCUGGUGCCCUUAUGGGUCUUAUCGCUCUCAUCUAGAGUGUGAUAUAUGCUGAGAUUUGAGGCGCAUCUAGGAGUGCAGCUACGAGGGGGGAUACACGUUUGAUACGGGGUGUAUAUUUGGACGCAAUGAAUUUUCCAACGAAGCUACAUGACCUAGAGGCGUCACACACUCAUUUUUGAUAUAUAUUUUUCUUUCAUGGAUUUAAAGGGAUGGAGAAUAGGGAGGAAGGGAAGGAUGGAAAUGGGAAGAAAUUCGGAGCAAUUUGGUAAUUGUGGGUACUUGAGUUGAGAGGUCCGAAGAGACAAAAGACAUAAUAAUAUAUGCGCUGGCAAUUCAGCUCACAGACCCCUUUCUUCUCUUUUAAUGGUGGGAGUUUUUCGUUGUAUAUUAUUUAGAGGUGGUAUGGGACUGAAGCAGAGAUGCUGAAGGUGGGGGGAUGAUGGCCGUAGCUACACCUAAAUAAAACUACGGAAUUCAAACACAUUAAAUCCAUGUUUUUUUGAGGGGACUUGAUGUGAAUUACGUGGAGCUUAAUUUUGGAUCGAUGCGGGGUUAUGAAAUAAAGUAUUAACACGUAAAAAGGUUUAAGAACAGUGAUGGUUGAUUUUUGCGUCCUACAUCGGAAGAGCUGUCGUUACAAGCGCCACCACCCGACGCCACAUCCCCGCCAAGCCCGCCGAUCCACACCACAACCUUGGUGGGUCCGUCGGUCAUACCCAUGCCUUCCCCAAACCCCU
This is a messenger RNA of Pseudogymnoascus verrucosus, 2774 nucleotides long. RefSeq lists its product as uncharacterized. The transcript has 3 exons. The record is from RefSeq and is a predicted model, not a curated record. The coding region runs from base 867 to 2072 and encodes 401 amino acids. NCBI's taxonomy places the organism in Eukaryota, Fungi, Ascomycota, Leotiomycetes, Thelebolales, Thelebolaceae.